Messenger RNA from Haliotis rufescens (red abalone), 4971 nucleotides. RefSeq names its product thyrotropin receptor-like. The transcript has 10 exons. Gene Ontology annotation, biological process: G protein-coupled receptor signaling pathway. The record is from RefSeq and is a predicted model, not a curated record. Gene Ontology annotation, cellular component: membrane. Gene Ontology annotation, molecular function: protein binding; protein-hormone receptor activity; G protein-coupled receptor activity. NCBI's taxonomy places the organism in Eukaryota, Metazoa, Mollusca, Gastropoda, Lepetellida, Haliotidae. The coding region runs from base 305 to 3328 and encodes 1007 amino acids.
UCCAAUCGUUUGUACGCGCUCUCAAAUCUCUCAGAUGCGGUUUCUAUUGAAAUCGGGAUGGAAUAAACGACCAUGGUUAAAUAUUGCAUAUCUGUCUAAGGGGUUUAAACAGUAUGAAGUGAGUCCUCCGGAGACCUACCACAGCCAUUCUUAAGAUACUCGCUGAAGGAAAACCCCCGUUUAUGAAUGGGAUAUUUCAUUCUAUCAUCCGUGGUAUAAAUCCUUAGAACUGUACAUGUUACCGACAGGAAGAUAAUGAAAGUUACUGUUUGGUAGAGAUAACAGAAGAGGCGUGAAUAUCAUCAUGUUGGGCCUUUUUCUUCUGUUUGAAUUGCUGAGACUGACCAUUGCAGAGGAAACAUUUUGUUGGAAAGUUGCUGAUAAUGCGGAGAGUGUCACUUGCAAAGGGGAGAAUAUUACGGAAAUUCCUAACAACUUAUCAGUCAACAUCACGAAACUACACUUAAGCAACACAAGGAUUGGAUUCAUUCCGGCACGAGCAUUUGAAAGAUACAAGAAAAUCCGAGAACUACAUAUACGGAACUUCACUGAGUUGGAGACGAUUGCACCAGGCGCUUUCAAGGGAAUGUCGGAGUUGAGAAUAUUGUGGAUAAUCGACUGUGAAAAAUUACACAGAAUUAACAAAGGCGUCCUUGGGGGUUUCAAAGAAUUAAACACGCUUAAAAUAAUGAAAAGCGGUUUGCAGGAAGUUCCUGACUUUUCCAGAUUCAACACAAGUUCCAAAGAUUCCAACGGAACAAUGUAUGAGAUAGAUCUAUCAACCAACAGAAUAAAGUCUAUACCAACACGCAGCUUUUCCAAAGUCAAGUCGUAUGUUCUUCGACUUGAAAACAACGAGCUCGAAACAGUCGAGGACAGUGCUUUUUCUGGAGCUCAGAUCGCAAAACUGGAGUUUAGAAACAAUCCGCACUUGUCCCACAUGGGGGAGAGGGCGUUCGUUGGCAUCAGAGACCUGAUCUCACUAAACCUUUCCAAAACGAGUAUUACCAACUUGCCGACGGAGGGCUUAGAGAACAUUGAGGAGAUUAACGUGGAGGAUACGCCCACACUAAAGACGUUUCCUCCAGUCUUAACCUUUUCCAGUAUGAAGGUGGCGAGACUGUACUACGCCCAUCACUGCUGUGCCUUCCAGCAUCCAGAAAAGCAGGACCCGGAGCUUUGGAGGAGAGUAAAGGAGUUCCAGGAGAAACUCAAGAAGGAGUGUUCCAUGACACCUUCCUCCACUCCAGCUUGGCCAUCCAGUUCCUCGUCUUCUCAGAUCCCGCGUGAUCUUGGUGCAGAGAAGAGAAGCAAAAGAUUCGCGACAAAUGAUGGCUUCUGGGGCAGUAUAGAGGAUCUCAGUGAUGAUACACCCGACAAUGACGGUUUCGGGUCUUUUGGUUUAGAAGACCCUUUCGGGAAGAUUUUACCUGAAGGUUCAACGGUGGCGUCAAGAACUACGAAGAAAAACGUGUUUUUGAAAUUAGGAUAUUAUGUAAAUGUGACUCUCCCAGAAAAUGAAACUAUUCUCAAAGAGGUCCAGUGCGGGAAUGUGUCCAUCAAUUACAGAAAGGUUUUAUGUACUCCCCAGCCUAAUGCCCUGAACCCGUGCGAAGAUGUCAUGGGAUAUGAAUGGUUGCGUGUGUUUGUAUGGUUUGUUCUCUUGGCAACGCUGUGUGGGAACGUCAUAGUGAUAAUUGUGAUAAUUAAUGGUAGGAGCAAGAUGACUGUCCCGAAGUUCCUCAUGUGUAAUUUAUCAUUUGCUGACUUCAUCAUGGGGCUCUACCUGCUCCUUCUUGCCUCAAUAGACGCGCACUCUUUGGGUGAAUACUUCAACCACGCGGUUUACUGGCAGAACGACGGAGGGUGUCAAGUGGCAGGAUUCCUUACCGUGUUUUCAAGCGAGUUGUCGGUGUUCGUCCUAAUGGUGAUCACUAUGGAGAGAUGGUACGCCAUCAGCUAUGCCAUCCACCUCACGAAGAGACUACGACUGAGACAGGCGUCCUGCCUGAUGGUGUGCGGGUGGAUGUACGCUGUGAUCAUGGCUUCGCUCCCCCUCCUAGGAGUCAGCAGCUACGGGACCGUCAGCAUUUGCCUUCCAAUGCAGGUGGAAGGAGUACUGGACAAGAGCUACAUCUUCUCCAUCUUGCUCCUAAAUGGAACGGCCUUUAUUGUUAUUUGUGGGUGUUACGUUAGCAUGUACUUCAAGGUUAAAGACAGUGACUCGGCAGCACGAAGUAAUGAUGCUACAAUUGCCAAGAGGAUGUCUCUACUUGUGUUCACAAAUUUUGCUUGUUGGGCACCAAUAGCCUUCUUUGGAUUAACUGCGGGGGCAGGAUUCCCCCUGAUCGACAUUACUAAAUCAAAAAUAUUACUAGUGUUCUUUUACCCUCUUAAUUCUUGUGCUAAUCCGUUUUUGUAUGUAAUAUUAACCAAACAAUUCAGAAAGGAUGUGUUCAUUCUGUUGGGCAGAUACGGCAUAUGCACUGAACGUGCUAACCAAUACAAAGGUACUUAUAUGAGCAGAUCCAUGUCUCAGUCGAAGAACAACGGUCUCGUCCUUCAUAACGUCCAACAUCCAUCCAGCAUGUCAAUGUUAUCUCAUCUAACGCAGAGUCACAAGGGGUCGAAGAUGUCUCUGAAUGGAAGUACGCCCAAAGCCACGCCUCAGAGUACCCCUGCUACAACACCCGUGAUUACACCGAAGGUGUCACCUAUCUCGUCUGGUGGGGCAAGUCCAAAUACCUACAGUUCUCCAGUGUUACUGUCGCCAGGAGAUAAGCCUAAAGAGAGGAAGCUCAGCACUGUUCCUGAGACAUCUCAAAUUCUUGACGAUUUUGAUGGUCAGGAUUUCAACACAGAGGUCCCAGAGGUGUAUACUGAAUUCGUUGAUGAUGAUGACAACGAUCAAGGCGAAAAGCGUGUCAGAAGCGCUAGUGAAUAUGUAAUUCUUUAUCCGGCCAAUCAACGAGACGCCAGACGUCGUAGUGGUAGAUUGUCAUGUGACAAACAGUCAAGCCUGGACACAAACCUGAGUAGUAAUACAGAGACAUCUUUCCUGAGUGAUUCGUCUUACGCCCGACAAGAUAGUACCGACGGAGAAGCUGUCAAACUGUACUGUAGUGAAAAACGACCUUCAAGCUUAGAGGAUAAAAACAAAAUAAUCUGGCACAAAGUCGAAGCUGAUCAGAAUUCUCUUUACAAAAGACAAAAUUCGGAAAACUGUCGGCGGAGCAAUAAGCUAGAACACAGUGCCCAUGUAGAGGAGGACGAAUAUGUGAGUGAUGAGGAUCAGACAGAAGCUGACCUAACACAGUCAUUGUUGUGAUCGGUCUCCCGCCCUUCACUGAGCAGCUUGGGUGUUAGAUGUCGUAGAAGUCGUUUACGUCUCACUCAGUAACGGCAUGGUUAAAUGCUCUAGUCAAGUGAUGUGGGUUUCAGAUUUAUGUUGCAGUUAUUUCUUUGGUCAGGUACCAAAGGCGAAUUCAGUUGUCCUUAACUCAAAAUGUGGUACAGUGUUAACGUUUUCGCGAUUUGUUUUCGGUCAGGUCCCUGUGGCAGACUGUUUAUCGGGCCCACCUUAUUAAACCUUAUCAUUCAUCGGAUUUUGCGAGCAAGCGUUAACAUGCAUGUACGAAGCAUUAAUUAGAAGUUGUCACCUUCUGGUUAUGUUCUCGACCAUGUAAUUGUAGUGCUUGGAACUCCUCUACCCCUACACAGGUGAACAGGCUUUUAUACCUAAUAUGAGUACUGUAAUUUAAAAACACAGUAAUAUAUAUAAUAUUUUUAUGUGAAUAUUAUCAUAAAGAAUUCAUUUUCUGUAGAUCACAUGUCAAUUAAAAAGCAUCACGUUAUAAUAACCUUGUUGGUGCCCAAAUCCUACUGCUUUUAAACCACAGCCUCUUUUAAUCCUCAAUCGUCGUCAUUGUCCGUUGUCUGCAAUAUCGGCUUCUCCUCAACUGCUAGGUAUGGGAACUUUAACUUGACAUUGACGUUACUACCAGGGUUCCCAAAUUGAAUUGUGCCAUCCAAUUUUAUGCUUGUUAUACUAAUGUGGUACGAUCGAUUUCCAUAACGUAAUUUUACGAUUGUAAGAUUUCACGACUAUUUCAAAGAAAAAUUGCUUAGACGUAAAACGGAUGUCAAAUAAUGCACUUAUACAGCAAACACGUGGGAUAGAUGAUACAGUCGUUAACUAAGCUAGGACACUAUUAAUAUGAUUACCUGUUUUCACAAGGAGCAUCCGCGGAGGCCAUUGUAAAGGUCCUGGGAUCUGGUUUAUAGAAAUAGAAGCUCUCAGUAGCAACAAGUUAUCAUGAGAAACAGAUGCAUCCACCCGUACUGACGCUGAUAGUCAAGGGUAGAUAUAUACAGAGGAGGGAUAGCCUUUUUUUAUUGACUGUACUAGUCUCAACAUUUAGGGCUUUAUUGUCAAACAUUGUUUACAGCUACAUUUGGUUGGUUUAUGGAAUUGUGAAUAGUAGCAUAACACCCUAUUUGGUGUUAUUUAGAUACCUCAGCUUUGAUCACAUUCACAAAUAUACAUGGAUGCUCUUAGAUGUGAUAUAUUAAUUUCUAAAAUACCACAUUUUUUCAUCUUUUGAUUUAAGGAAGUCAUAAUCGUUAUGAAAUUCUGUUUCUAGUUGUCAUCAAACUGAAUUUUCAGCGCCAAUUACAUUUAUAUAUCAGUUGAUGUUCGUUUCAUUUGUAAGUGUGAAACCGCUGAACGAAGUGUAGAUGCAUCAACAUGGCGUGACAAGCGAAAAGCAUAUAUGCGCAUUUGUCUUGAAAUAAUUUAUUGCGAUGGAUUCGCGCGGGGAACAUUGUCGUCUUGUCACAUGCAGAAACAAGAGUAAACGCCACUGAUUCAGUUAUGACAGCAUCGAGUACAGCAUAUACGCGAUGUUCAUAUACUGAACCGCAAAAGAAACAUCACCAUGGAUAGAUAUAUGAGAAACCUUAUUUGUCCAA